Molecule: messenger RNA, 4161 nt
Organism: Wallemia mellicola CBS 633.66
Lineage: Eukaryota; Fungi; Basidiomycota; Wallemiomycetes; Wallemiales; Wallemiaceae
Exons: 3
Coding region: 762-4052 (1096 amino acids)
Biological process (GO): endocytosis; maintenance of cell polarity; piecemeal microautophagy of the nucleus
Cellular component (GO): nuclear envelope; intracellular membrane-bounded organelle; membrane
Molecular function (GO): protein binding; sterol binding
Source: RefSeq, a predicted model, not a curated record
CGGCAGAGGGAAAUAAAAGAAUAAAUUUGCACCGAGAUACUAUUUACAGGUGGUAUUAAUAUAUAUGUUCAAAAGCUACCAACGACGGUGUACUUCCGCUUGAAAUGGUCGCUACAAAGCUGUUAGCGGUGUGGAUAGACGGGAGAGACAAAAUACUGACAUCCACUCAUCCAUAGCUGAUCUGCGUGUAUCGUUUUUAGUUCAGUUUAUCGGCUAGCUCUCACUUACCUCUGCUCUCUAGUGAGAUCGCUCAGACUGUCUUUCGGCUCAUCGAUAGGCGUGAGGAUAUCUUCGUCAAACGAAUGGAGUGCCAUCCCCCUGGAGGCAUCUCUUCCUGCAAAGUUGCCGUAUGGACCAUCUAUCGUUAUUAGAUGAGUUAGAGAUAAGCGAUGCUCUCACCUGGACCGUAGAAUGAUUUCCCUUUUGUUACGUCAAAUACUAAUCCACCAAUGGCGAUGUAUAUCGGUUUGCUUUCGUCUUUGCCGUUGAACUCGUAUAGCUCUUUCGGAGAGUAGGAUCUGAAUAUUGUAGAUGAUUUAGGCGUGUAUGUUAGUAUCUGAUAGUUUAUUGACGGAUAUAUCAGUCUAAAUAUGUCAUAUAUCAGCUUAAUUGUGAGGACGAGAUUGAUUAUCGUCGUCAUAGUAAGAGUACAACUUGCUGGUCGGUAGAUUCUAUAGCUAUAUCAGAGCUAAAUAUCAUAUGUUCUAUAUCUCCGAUUCACAGAUUGUGCAUCUCUCUCUAUCACAACCAUCUGGUCAGCAAUGGCAGAAGACGAUGGUGCAAUAAUAACGUUCAAUUUACUAAAGUAUUUUCAAGCGAAUGAUACGGCAGCAAUAAAAGACGUUGUAGACAGUCAGAACGCUGCUGGCGUACUCCUUCUCGCAGUCAAAGCGGCUAAUCCACCCACUAUAUCUUAUCUACUCUCUUUAGACUCUAUAGACCCUAAUGAAGUCGACCAGGAUGGCAAUACAGCGCUCCACAUCGCAGCAUCAAUAAACAGAGCAGAUGUCGUCGAGCUUCUCUUACAAAAUGAUGCUAUAAACGACUCAGUACGCAAUAAUAAUGCCCGCACCGCAUUCGAAAUCUGCAAAUCCGAGAGCUGCGCCUCAAUUAUCCACGAUAGUCAGAUCAAGUUGAACGAGAAAUACCGCGAUCUAGUGUCAGAAUAUAUACGUCCAUCUUCACCAGAUAGUAGAGCAGGUGAAGAACUUAUUCAACUUCUCAAGUUGCCGAGGUCACCCGUUAUCGACCUCAGUUACAUAGACACUCAAUCGGGGUCCACGCUGUUACACAGCGCGGCAGCUAAGAAGGACUUUCAGCUCAUUAAGGUUGCAUUCGAGAACGCAGCCGCUAGCUCUACAAUUAUCGACUCACGCCAGAAAACACUUUUGAGCUCGUGUAAGGAUGACCAAAUCAAGUCUUUCAUUAAGCUCCAAGAAAGACAAAAACCGAAUGCACAGAACGUGCAGACCAGAAACAAGAAAGGUAUCCUUAAAAAGUAUGUCAACAUGGCAUCUGGUUGGCAGAAUCGUCACUUUGUUUUACAGGAUGGUUUGCUUAACUAUUACUUAUCACCAGAUGAUGAAGCUAAACAACUUUCGAGAGGCUCUAUUAAUCUUGAGUAUGGUCGCUUGAAAGAAGACAAGAGUGGUGAUAACAGGAAAUUCGAAAUCCACUCUCCGAACAACAAGUUCUUAGUCAGAGCUGAUCAUCCGACCGACGCAGCAUCUUGGAAACAAGCUAUUAAUUUGACUAUCCAGGAUAUUAAAAGUGGAGAUAGAAAUUCGAUCGAUGUACAGAGAUCACCAUCGAUCUCUGGUGGUCGUUCUUUAUAUGCUCAUAGUCACUCACAUAGCCGCCAUGGAUCUAAGUCUUCCCUCACAGAUUUCCAGAGCGUAAGAGGCGCUUCGCCGACUUAUUCAAUUGACGAAACUAUCGAGAGCUACGACGUUAACUCUAUACCACACGCUGAUAAAUUUGAGCUCGAGGGACAGAAGCUAUCAGCGCAUAUCGAAGCAACUGAAAGUCUCAUGAAUACAUUCCUUAAGGAUGAUGCCGAAGGUGACAAAGAGUCUCACAACGAACGUAAACAGGCGCUGAAGGGCUCCAUUGAGACCCUCCACGGCCUUGUGAACGACUGGCAAGCAAUGGUUAAUGACAGAGAGGUUUACUACAAGAAAGUUCUUCAACAUGAACGCGAAACUGCUAGACUUUGGGAGGAGAAUAUUGCAACAAUCGCCGUAGAGACUGCCAAGGUUGAGGGCGAGCUUGAGAACAUCCACAAGUCACAAGAAGAGCGUCGCAAAGCACUUAAACAAAAGAAAAGUGACCUCCAUGAUGCUGCUCUUGGUACAUCAAGCUUGUCUCCACCAAGCAAAGCUGCAGUUAUCGAUUCAGGUGAAACUGCUCCAACUAGAUCCGACGGCAAUAUCUAUGCCGGUCAGCAAGAUGACCAAAGCGGUGUGAGUGCUCCUCCACAAGCUGCUCAACAUGCUCCAAUAAAGGAUGCACAACGUCCAUCUCCAAUGGCUAGAGUAUCUUCAGAAGAGGAUGAUGACGACGAUGAUUUCUUUGACGCUGUUGAAGAGGGUACCCUACCAAUUAACCAAGAUAUCGUUCAAGCUGAGAAAGACGACCCACCAGUUGAGGAUCUCGUCCCAUAUGAACCCUACAGAGAGCUUAGAAGUGAAAUGCCAAUAUCGGAUGAUAAGCGACCACCAAUCAGUCUCUGGAGCGUUCUCAAAAACUCGAUUGGAAAGGAUCUCACGAAAAUUAGUUUCCCCGUCAUGUUCAAUGAACCAACAUCCAUGUUGCAGAGAAUGGCAGAAGAUAUGGAGUUCACAGAGUGUUUAGAUGCUGCGGCUAAAAACCCAGAUCCAUUCAAGAGAGUAGCAUAUGUAGCUGCGUUCGCUGCAUCGAAUUACAGUUCGACGAUGGGCAGAAUCGCCAAACCAUUCAAUCCAAUGUUGGGUGAGACAUUCGAAUACUGUAGAUUCGACAAACAAUAUCGCUACUUUAGUGAACAGGUUAGCCACCAUCCACCAAUGUCUGCCUGUUGGGGUGAGAACCCAAGAUGGAUAUACAAAGGUGAAGUGGAUGCAAAGAACAAGUUCAUGGGAACUUCAUUUGAAAUUAGACCUACUGGUAUUGCGCAUAUCGAGCUCAAGCUUCCAGCCACUUGGGCAAAAGAAGGCGUAACCUACCCUAGAGAGAAAUGCAAAGUUACUGGUGAAGAGCUCAUAAUUGAACACUACAGUUGGAAGAAGGUCACGACCGCAGUUACAGGAUUCAUAACUGGUUCGCCGGUAAUUGAUCACUUUGGUGAUAUGGUCGUCGUAAAUCACCGUACAGGCGAGUCAUGCACUUUGACAUUCAAGGCUCGUCCAUGGAGAGGCAAAGGACAAGAGAUUAAGGGUUUCGUCGAGAACGCUCAAAAGCAACAUAAAUGGGUUAUUGCAGGUAGAUGGAUCACCCAGCUCGUUGCGAAGAAAAUUGAGCAUGGUACUGAGGAUAUCGGCGCAGAUGAACAGAUUGACAACAGUGCAGAAUACCUUCUCCUCUGGAAGAACUCGGAGAAGCCAAAAUUGCCUUUCAAUUUGUCGCCAUUUGCGAUCACCCUUAAUGACCUCCCUGGGGACCAGUUGGCUACGUUGACGCCUCAAGAGCGAGCAGACUUGAAAAAGUGGUUACCAAAUACCGACUGUAGAUUAAGACCAGAUCAGCGUGCAUUCGAAAUUGGUCUUUAUGAUCUCGCGAAUGACCUCAAGAUACAGAACGAGGAGAAGCAAAGAGCUACACGCAAGGAAAGGGAGACGGGCAAGUUACCGCCUCACAAACCAAGAUGGUUCAAUGCUGUCAAAGACCCUGAUACGGGCGAAAGAGUUUGGAUGCCAACUACAACUAAAGCUGAAAAUGGCCAGAACCAGAUCGAUUACUGGACAGAAAGAGAAGUAGUUGGUAAGUCACGCCUCGACGGCGAUGAGUCUCGAAAGUUCAAGAACGUAGAUGAUGUGAGUCUUGAUGGUAAGCUGAUGACUGUUCUAACCCGGUAGUAGAUAUUCAUCCAUUAUGAAAUAAAAGACCCACGCUAAGAAUGGUUUGCAGUCCGGGAGGACAUAGACUUAGAAGUCAUAUAUCCGCUAAUUGCUAAAUGAUAAUUAC